UCAACGAACAUCAAUCUAUUUAUAGAAUAUCGGGUAUAUAUACUCGCAAUUAGUUUAAAUAUAACAAAAUACAAACAACAGUUCGUCUUCAUUAUGCAUAUUUGCUCCUAUACUGCCAGCAGCUGACUUUAUUUCGAUGGGAUGCAGCUCAUCUAUUGCAGGGGAGCAAAAGAAAUAUCCUGACAACGUCCUAUCAUCUAUAGCUACCUCAAACUGUGCUGGUGAUAAAACAAUUGUAGCAAUGCAAAAACAGGCAGAACAAUGUGGUUUGUCUGAUGAUGAAUCUAACAGUGAGUGUGGCGUAUUAACAAACCAUGGACCAGUAGAUCCAUCCGAUCUUAUUAACUCAGGCAGAAAGUAUAUGCUAGUUAUUAAAGAAAAUUAUAAUAAAAGAAGCAUAGGUGCCUUCGUUAAUACUGAUCUUCAGAAUGCUGCUUUAUCAUUGAAUGAUAUCGUCUCCGGUCUGCUUAACCUAGAGAAUUCCACGAGAAGGUCAGACAUGCAACAGAAGUUAACGAUGGAGUUAAAACAGAAUCAGACAGCUGAAAUUUAUUGUAAACUUUGCGCUGAAAUAUUGGAAUCUGGCAGCAGCUCUGAAUAUCCUGGAUUAUCGCCAGAACUGAUUGAACCUGUAAUGACAAUGUUGUGGUACCUGUUGAACUGUUCUAAUGAAAACUCUGUUCUGAGUGGCAUUAUAUCACAGCAAACACACUUCCUUACCAUAACUACUAGAAAGCUGCAACAGUGGAGGGUUACUCACUUUAGUGGAACGGAUAUGGAGUCAGUGGAAGGAUCAGAUAUUCUAGAAUCGCUGAUGACAAUUCUACACAACAUUGCCAUGUUUGAAGAUAAUGUUCCCAAAGUUCGAGAGGUAAACUGCAUUGAUGCAAUGAAACCAUAUUUGGAUUCGAAAGAUAAUACAAUUCGACUCCUGUGUUUAGCAACCCUUGCUGAUUUAGUGAACGAAUCUGAAAGUGAGAUAUUAAAGAGCAAUAGUGAAGUCAUAACGUUUUUAAUGUGGACAAUUUCUACGGCUUUGGAAAUUGAAGACAGAAACUGUGACGGCUGGUCUCUGGUGGAAUUAGCCAGAAUUGUUCAUCAAGUGGCGAGAAAUGAUAACAAUAAGAGAACAGUUGUACAGCAUGGCGCAGUUCCUCUUCUUGUGAAAAUCAGUGGCAUUGGCAACAUCGAGGAACAACGUGAGGCUGUUCGGGCUAUCUGGACGUUAUCAUUUGAUGAACAAAACAGAACAGAGAUGAUCGAAACGAAAAAAUGGAAGGUGAUAAAGACUCUAAAAAAAAUGUCCACAUCGUCAGACCAAGAAGUAAAAAGAAUUAGCAAUAAAGCUUUAUGGACGAUCACAGACCACCAAAAAAGCUUGCAAACUCCAAAUGGUGGUUUGGAAGACGGUGAAUCUACAGGAAGUGUCAACAAACACAUUAUGAUUAGCUACAACUGGGGGCAUCAACCAAUGGUAAAACAGAUACGUGAUAAUUUAAGGAACAGUGGUAUCAAAGUCUGGAUGGACGUCGAUGAUAUGCAAGGGUCAACACUGCAGGCUAUGGCGAAGGCUGUAGAGCAAGCAGAUAUUGUCCUUGUCUGCUAUUCAUUCAAAUAUAAGAACAGUGACAACUGUAGAGCUGAGGCAGAAUAUGCAUUUCAAUUGAAGAAAAAGAUAAUACCAUUAAAGAUGGAGAUGAAUUACAAGGCCGAUGGUUGGCUAGGGUUUAUUAUUGGGGCCAAACUGUUUUAUGACUUCAGUGGAAAAUAUCCAGUCGAGAAAAAAACAAACGAACUUAUUCGAGAAAUACUGGAGUCAUUGAACAGAAGUACUAAAGUGUUGGUAGAGGUACCAGAACAUGUUGUUAAAUCUCAUCAGGAGCCAAUUUUACAAGCAGAGAAGCCAGUGAUGUCGGGUGCAAAACCAACGGAGGGAACAUGGGGAAAGACUACUGUAAUUAAUACAGUGAGGAAAUGGACACCUUCACAAGUAGAGAAAUGGUUGGAUAAUAACGGUUUGCCAAAAAAAUUACUGGGUCGUUUACGAGGAAAAGACGUGGCAUUUUUUCGGCUGCUUGUACAAGAGUGUCCAAGUACAUUCUACCAAACAAUCAGGGAUCAAUUGGAUUUAAAGGAUGUAAAAUCAAUGUCGGACUUCAGGUUUGCCUUGGAGGACCUCGACACAGACACGCAUUCCUUUUCAUCUUUGUAAUAGUGACAAAUGAAUAAAUAAGACAUUGUAGAAAAUAGAAUAUCACGCGAUGUGCAUUAAAUGGUCCAUACAUGUAUAAUAGGCUUUAAUAUUACAUACGUAUGUACCAUAUUAUAAAUGACACAUAGGCUGAGAUGGUGAUAGAACAGAAUACAUAUACUGUAUAAGAAUCGUAAAGUGGACAUUUAUGGUAACCGUGAGACAGCAUUUUUGUUUUCCUUCUGUAUUUAAAAUGUUAUGAAUAGGUAUGAUCAGCGACAACUGGUCAAUUUGAGAACAAUUGACCAAAUUAUGAAACAUGUGAAGUUAUUAAUAAAAUAUAUCUGAUCUUA
This is a messenger RNA of Mytilus trossulus (common blue mussel), 2544 nucleotides long. RefSeq lists its product as uncharacterized. The record is from RefSeq and is a predicted model, not a curated record. Bases 137 to 2212 code for a protein of 691 amino acids. Lineage: Eukaryota; Metazoa; Mollusca; Bivalvia; Mytilida; Mytilidae. Gene Ontology annotation, cellular component: vacuolar proton-transporting V-type ATPase, V1 domain. Gene Ontology annotation, molecular function: proton-transporting ATPase activity, rotational mechanism; protein binding. Gene Ontology annotation, biological process: signal transduction; proton transmembrane transport. The transcript has 11 exons.